This is a messenger RNA of Vavraia culicis subsp. floridensis, 354 nucleotides long. RefSeq lists its product as uncharacterized. The transcript has a single exon. The record is from RefSeq and is a predicted model, not a curated record. Bases 1 to 354 code for a protein of 117 amino acids. Lineage: Eukaryota; Fungi; Microsporidia; Pleistophoridae.
AUGUUUAAUAUUGGAAUAUUGACAUUAAAAAGUGCAGAUGCAGUGAAAAUGGACAUUACGAGUGACCAGAAAUCGCAAAUUGAACUAAAAAAUCUCGAUCUUGAAAAGCAAUUCAUUGCAGCAAAAAAUACAAAAGAAAUCGUUUUCGAUCGCGUAACGAUGAAAAAUACCGCGAUAGCUACUAUUAAUCCCUGCUGUCAGUCGAUAUUUAUCGAAAAAACAACCUGCUUGAUCAAUUUUCUCAACCUUAAGGGCAAAAAAAUGGGUCUAUAUGUUGGAAUGACAGCUAUUAUGAGUUUACUAAACAGUGCGACAGUGAUGACUGGACCUUUUUCCUCAAGAAUCUUUGUUUAA